AUGGCUAAGAUAAUGCAUGCUAAUUGUCAGCUCAUAAAGCAUGCUUUUAGCUCACUUAGCAUGCUUUGUAGGAAACCCAGAUUAUCUGGUAGGGCAAUUUGUGAAAUAUGUGCUGUAUCACGUCAUUCAAAGAAAGAAAUAGGAAGAUGCUUCAAACUUAUUCGUCAAGCAGCAAACCCAGCAAUGAAUACUGUAUCAACUACUGACUUUAUGUCAAGGUAUUGCACUAAUCUUGGUCUGCCAUUACCAGUUCAGAAAGCAGCUAGCUUCAUUGCACAGAAAGCCGUUGAGCUUGACCUUGCUCCAGGACGAGUUUAUCUAUCUGUUGCUGCUGCCUCUAUAUACAUGGCAUCUCAAGCAUCUGACAUCAAGAAGACACAGAAAG
Messenger RNA from Amphimedon queenslandica, 385 nucleotides. Its product is annotated as transcription initiation factor IIB-like. The record is from RefSeq and is a predicted model, not a curated record. Gene Ontology annotation, molecular function: TBP-class protein binding; RNA polymerase II general transcription initiation factor activity. NCBI's taxonomy places the organism in Eukaryota, Metazoa, Porifera, Demospongiae, Haplosclerida, Niphatidae. Gene Ontology annotation, cellular component: transcription preinitiation complex; nucleus. The annotation marks the transcript as partial. The transcript is spliced from 5 exons. Gene Ontology annotation, biological process: transcription preinitiation complex assembly; transcription initiation at RNA polymerase II promoter.